Messenger RNA from Monopterus albus (swamp eel), 2548 nucleotides. It is a transcript of the gene slc6a22.1, whose product is annotated as solute carrier family 6 member 22, tandem duplicate 1. The record is from RefSeq and is a predicted model, not a curated record. NCBI's taxonomy places the organism in Eukaryota, Metazoa, Chordata, Actinopteri, Synbranchiformes, Synbranchidae. Gene Ontology annotation, cellular component: plasma membrane; cell projection. Gene Ontology annotation, biological process: amino acid transport; sodium ion transmembrane transport; nitrogen compound transport. Gene Ontology annotation, molecular function: gamma-aminobutyric acid:sodium:chloride symporter activity.
AUGGACAAGCCCCAUGGUCCAGAGGUCAAGUUCAGGCUGGACACGAGCACAGCCCUUCCUGCAUCCAGCACUCUGGCCAGAGGACAGUGGUCCAGUAAAACUGAGUUCCUCUUGGCUGUCGCAGGACAAAUCAUAGGUCUGGGAAACGUGUGGAGGUUUCCUUACUUGUGCUACAAAAAUGGAGGAGGGGUGUUCUUCAUCCCUUAUGUGCUCUUCUUGUUUACCUGUGGCAUCCCCCUGUUUAUGCUGGAAACCUCUCUCGGCCAGUACACCAAACAGGGAAGUAUUACCUGCUGGAAGAAAAUAUGUCCCCUGUUUGAAGGGCUGGGUUAUGGAAGUCAGGUGGUUGUUUUAUAUUCCAGUAUCUACUACAUCAUCAUAUUGGCAUGGGCUUUCAUGUAUCUCUUCUCUUCUUUUAACUCUGAACUUCCCUGGGCAAACUGCAGAAACAGCUGGAACACAGAUUCCUGUGUGGAGUUCGAUCGAAUGGCUAAUUCUUACAACUGGACAGGGGCAGAAAAUGUGACAUCACCAGUGACAGAGUUUUGGGAGAGAAGAGUUUUGAAUGUCACAGGAACUGUCCAUGAAUUAGGAGGAUUACGAUGGGAGCUGGUUCUUUGUCUUCUGUUGUCCUGGACCAUUUGUUACUUUUGUGUCUGGAGAGGAGUAAAGUCCACUGGGAAGGUUGUUUACUUUACUGCUACAUUUCCAUAUGUGAUGCUGGUGGUGUUGCUUGUUCGUGGACUUACAUUACCUGGGGCCAUAAAUGGGAUCAAGUUCUACCUCUAUCCUGAUCCAUCUCGCCUUGCUGAUCCCCAGGUGUGGAUGGAUGCUGGCACGCAAAUAUUUUAUUCCUAUGCUAUUUGCAUUGGGUGUCUAAUUGCACUUGGUAGUUAUAAUAAGUACAACAAUAACUGUUACAAGGACUGUGUGUACUUGUGUCUUCUAAACAGUGGCACCAGUUUUUUUGCUGGUUUUGCCAUCUUCUCUGCACUUGGAUUUAUGGCAUAUGAACAGAACGUAGACAUAUCAAAAGUGGCAGAGUCAGGUCCUGGUUUGGCGUUCAUUGCCUAUCCUCGAGCAGUAGCCAUGAUGCCUCUUCCUCAGCUCUGGGCGAUUUUCUUUUUCAUUAUGAUCAUCCUCCUGGGACUGGACAGUCAGUUUGUAGGUCUGGAAGCUUUUACAACAGCAAUUUCUGACAUGAAUCCUUCCUUCUUCCACAUUGGCCAUCGACGUAAAAUUCUUCUGCUUGCCAUCUGUGUUGCCAGUUUCUUCAUUGGCCUUGUUAUGGUCACAGAAGGUGGACUAUACGUCUUCCAGUUGUUUGACUACUAUGCCUGCAGUGGGAUGACUCUACUUCUAUUUGCUAUACUGCAGUCUGUCUGUGUUGGAUGGGUCUAUGGCGCAGACCGACUUUAUGAAAACAUAGAGGACAUGAUUGGAUAUAAGCCUUUACCCCUGAUUAAAUAUUGUUUGAAAUAUAUCACUCCAGUAAUAUGCAUGGGAACAUUUAUUUUCUCUUUGGUCAAAUACACUCCUCUGAAGUUCAACAACGAGAUGAACUAUCCAUGGUCGGGUUAUGCUUUGGGCUGGUGGUUCACACUCAUGGUUCCCCUCUGGAUGCUGUACAAUCUGAGUGUCACUCCUGGUACACUACAACAGAGGAUUUCCAUCUUAUGCACUCCAGCUGAUGACCUUCCUAUGACCAAACCAGAGAAGAAAGCCCUUGAGCGGCUCGACUUGACCUCAAUGUUCUAGUGAGAGUAUAAAGACUGGAGUGGCACUUUAAGAUUUAAUUUGCAACCCCUUGUGUGGAGACCAAAGCUCCCGGUUUCACUGCACUACAAGAAUGGCGUCAAAUCUUAUAUAUUGUCUCUUCAUCAAGCACUGUAGAGUUUGAAUGCUGACUAAGCAAAUAUAUUUUAAAGAAUAAGCCAAUCUAAGCUCAGAGGUCCACUUGAUUGUUUUUGUCUUGAUUUUUAAGCUUUCAGAUGCAUCUUAAGGUCUUUGUUACCUAAUUUAUAUUAGUGAUUUAUAUAAAGUACUGAUUCCUUUUCAAUAAUCAAUUAAUUGUUUUGUUUAGACAAAAAGAUCACAGUUUCUCCAAGCCUGAGGUGACGUCUUCAGAUGUCUUGGUUUGUCCAACUAGUAAACAGCUUGUUUUUUUGUUUGAUAAAUGACCCAUACAAUACACAGUAGUUGCUGAUUAGUAUUCUGUCAAACAACUAACUCAAUAAUCACUUAGUUGUUUCAGGUCUAUUUGUAAGUGGUCCUUAAAACUUAGAUUAUCUUAAUGUCCCAGAGUACUGCUACUGUAAAAAUGUAUACAGCUCACAAAGGCAGUAAACUAUUACAGCUUUCAGAAAUGGUCAUUCCAUUGGUCAGUCCAACUGUGAUGAAGGAAAUACCAAAUGGAGAAGAGAAACAGUGUGAACCUGUUGGCUGUAACAGCCAGACGCACAAAAUGUAUAUUUUACCAGAGUUGUAUAGGUUGUAUUUUUACUGUAGUUUCAGCUUUAAACUUGAUUAAACCUAGUUUUUAUACAGA